AUGUUUAGUUCUACUAGAAAAAGUUCAUCUGAAUUAGAGGAUGAAAAGAAAAACAACGUUGGCAAUUUGGGGUUCAGUGAGGUAGCAUCUGAUGAAUUGGCUACACAUGAAUUCAUUGCGGAAUACGCAGAUGAAUACAAUCCACAAGGUUUGGCAAUAGCCACACUGGAAGAUAAAUUCAAGUAUAGAAACGUUAAAACAAGACCAACCAUUGCAGCCAUGUUGAUCUUGGUCUGUGAGUUUGCUGAAAGAGGUUCUUAUUAUGGUACUCAAGGUAUCUUGACUAAUUUCAUCAUGAGAUCAUUACCUGAGGGUUCAACCACAGGUAAGGUCAUGCCGGGCCAUACAGGUAAUGCCGGAGCAUUGGGUCUAGGCUUGAAAGACGCCAAUGCCUUGGUCACCCUAUUACAAUUCUUAGCCUACGUUUGUCCACUAUUUGGUGGUUAUCUUGCAGAUGACAGACUAGGUAAAUUCAAGGCAAUCAUGAUUGGUGUCUGGGUUGGUAUUUUAUCUCAUCUUUUGUUCGUCAUUGCUGCUUUGCCUCCAGUUAUUGCCAAGGGUCAGGCCGCUUUGGCACCUACCGUUCUUGCAAUUUUGUCCUUGUCUGUCUGUACGGGUUUCAUUAAGGCAAAUCUAUUGCCGUUAAUGCUUGACCAGUAUCCGUACAGCACCAAUGUCCUUAGGAGGGAGCCUACAGGUGAAGUUGUCUAUGUUGAUAGAGACGGAUCGAUGGAACGUUUGACAAUGAUUUUCUAUUGGUCCAUUAAUAUCGGUGCAUUCCUACAAAUUGCUACCUCAUAUUCUGCUAAAAGAGUUGGUUACUGGUUAGCCUUCUUGUGUCCAAUGCUCAUGUACUGUAUUGUUGUUAUUGCUAUGUUGAUAAUUAGACCACAUUUAAAGCCAGAGGUUCCACAAGGUUCUUUACUCAAGAAGGCUGUUAUCGUCGUUACAGAGUGCCUUAAGGGUAAUUUUAUUAAGAGAUUAAAAAAUAAAGAAUUUUGGGCAUAUGCUUACCCAUCAAACAUGGAAUCCAGGGGCGUUCCUGCUGAGAAAAUCAAAUGGACUGAGCAGGAAGUCAAAGACUAUAAGUCCACAUUUACACAAUGUCUUAUGUUCGCAUACUGGGUCAUCUUCAACUUGUCAGAUUCUGGUUUGGGGUCCACCUUGACAGCCCAAGCAGGUGCUAUGACUUCUCAGGGGAUCCCUAAUGAUUUCUUCAACAAUUUCAAUCAAAUCACAAUUGUUGUUGCAAUUCCAAUUUUGGACUAUAUCAUUUACCCGGUAUUUUCCAAAUAUAAAAUUAAUUUUAAACCAGUCUAUAAAAUCUUUGUUGGUUUCAUGUUGGGUGCUUUGGGUUCAAUGGUUUCAGCGAUCCUUCAGUGGAGAAUUUAUAAAACUUCUCCAUGUGGCUAUUAUGCAACUAAUUGUGAUGAACCUUCUCCACUAACAGCGUGGUAUGCUAUUAUCAAUUAUGGUUUAUGUGCUUUGGGUGAAUGUUUCUGUUACACCACAGCAUACGAAAUUGCGUAUACCAGAGCUCCUGAUAACGGUAAGGGUUUGGUUAUGGCUUUGUUCCUCUUCAACUCUGCCAUCUCCUCUGCCAUCUCAGAAGGUAUCUCUGGUGCAUUGUAUGAUCCUAACUUGAUUAAACCAUUUGCAGGUAUUGCCGGUGUAGGUGGUUUAUGUGCAUUCUUAUUUUUAUUCCAAUACUGGAACUUAGACAAAGUCAUGGAGGAAGAAGAAAGAGAGCGUGUUGCAUCUAAGCAGGAAUUAGGGCAAUUAGAAAAGGCGGAAAUUCAAUCCUUGGUUAGAGUUAUCUCAAAGUAA
This is a messenger RNA of Pichia kudriavzevii, 1827 nucleotides long. RefSeq lists its product as uncharacterized. The record is from RefSeq and is a predicted model, not a curated record. Lineage: Eukaryota; Fungi; Ascomycota; Pichiomycetes; Pichiales; Pichiaceae. Gene Ontology annotation, molecular function: dipeptide transmembrane transporter activity. The coding region runs from base 1 to 1827 and encodes 608 amino acids. Gene Ontology annotation, biological process: transmembrane transport; oligopeptide transport. Gene Ontology annotation, cellular component: membrane. The transcript has a single exon.